CCCAAUUAACUCGUGUCUACUUUCCAUCCCCUUGCUUUUCAGUUUUCACUCUUCAGUUUUUCUAGUUCUUCUACUACUUCUUCUCCACUGUCCCUCUGACAACCAAGAACUGUAAAGAACAUAAAAAAGGAAAAAUAAGUUCUUCUUUUUUGGACCAGAAGGAGAGAGGAGGAGUCGUUCUUUAAUCUGCUCAAUUAAUAGAACUUGCUGUUGAGAAUAUUCUAUGGAGAAUUUCCUUCAAAAUGUCUUUGAUGAUCUAGAGUCAAUUGGUAGCAAAUUUCCGGAGGAUGAUCCAUUCGUAGUUGUACAGCUCAUGAGAUUAUUGAGAUGUGUGAAAAUGUUUUACUUUUGUGGAAGGACGAAGUGGAUUGCCAAUGUGCUGUGGGAAUCUGCCUUGUGUACAAUGGUGGAGACUAUUCACAAACAUUCUCUGGAGAUUCUGUUUCUUAGUCUCAGAUUGAGGGAGGAUGGUGAUGAUCCGCUGACAUUUUGUGAAAGAUGGGAGGACACGAUUGAUAAAUUUCUCGAGCCAAUUCAUGAAGAGUCAAUGGGACCAAGAUUUGAGGAACUGCAUCAGAUCUUCUCAGAUUACUCGUUGCGAACAAACUCUUCUAUUCGAAUGAAUAUGGAGGAACUUCUGGAUGCAAUAGACUGCCUUCUUACAUUUUUGCAAGGUUUUUAUAAUCUUAAGGACCUCGAAGAAACUAUAAGAUUCUUGAAGAACUUCGUUCUCUUUGCCAUGUUACCAGGAGUUGAACAUGGACAUAUGGGAGAUCUUUUGAUUCACGUUGAAGAAUUGCUUUUUGAUGCUGCAAGCUACAUGUUCUUGCUUUGGCUAGAUGUUGACUGCUCUUCUAGUGCGAACCAACUUUGGCGAAAUCUUGAGCCAGUUGAAUCCCACGUUUGUGAGAUUUAUGUUGGAGUCUUGCGCCAAGUUUCCAAAUUGUCACCUUCAUCCAACCAUCCCAUUCAAGGCAGACAUGCAUUGGUGUUUGGAAACUUUGUUGAUUCUCUCAUUUUUCUUCUUUUGAUGUUAUUAUUCUGCGGUACAAGGUUUAUAGACAUCUUUCUGCUUCGAAUGAAUACACUAUGUGAGGAACUAAGAUUCUUGAGAACCACUCUCAGAGAACACAUUGAUAAGGUUCAUGAGUUAAAUGAGAGGACUCAUGAUCUCAUUGCACCUAUGAUUUGUGAGGCCGGAAUUUUAAUUUUCCAUCUAUUCCUAGCAAAAGGAGAUGAAGAAAGUCUGGUUGAAAAACUAGAGCUUCUUUUUAAAGAUUUGGAGGAAAAAUUAAAGCGUAUCAAGUUGUCAGAAAAUGAGAGACCAGGAAAUACUCUAAUCUCUACAUGUCCUCAGACCAACUUGUUAGGGUUCAUUGAUUUGGUGUUAGAAAAAAUGAAGUCAUUCCUUCUUUUUAAGAAUGAUUCCAUAUUUUCUUCAGAACAGCAAAAGUUUCAUUCUGUGUAUGAUGAUCUCUUAUUUUUCAGAUCUUUUCUGAUUGGGCAACACGGUCAAAAUGGGAAGCUCCAAGCUUUAUGGAAAAGCAUUGCCGCGGUGGCUUAUGAGACAGAGUUUAUCCUUGAUUCUUUAGCUGUUGGUGGCACUCUUCAGAGCUUCAUUGUGCAUUUUAACACUGUCAUAGCAGAGUCCGAGGUUCUGAAGACGAAGGUCUUCGAAAUUUCCCACAGCUGUCUGAGGCAGGCUAUGGAAAUCGAAAAUAUUACUACGGCUCACCGUAGGAUACCAUCAGAACGGAAGAUCUCAAGUCUCGAUGAGAAUGUGGUGGGUUUGAAUGAUCAGGAACAAAUAAUCAUUAAUCGACUCAGAAGGGGGACAAAACAAUUGGAUAUCGUUUCCAUUGUGGGUAUGGCUGGGUUAGGGAAAACUACUUUGGCAAGGAAAGUUUAUCAUCAUUGCUCAAUCUCCCAUCACUUUAACGUUCGUUUAUGGUGUACUGUAUCUCAAGAAUACAACAAGAGAAGUUUGUUGCUUGACAUUUUAAGCAGAUUUGGCAAAUGUUUCGCCAGCGAGCACUUAGAAAUGACCGAAGAUUGUUUGGCUCAAAAGCUCUACCAACAGUUGAAGGGAAGAAGAUAUCUUGUUAUCUUGGAUGAUGUUUGGGAUACUGAAGUAUGGAGUAGUUUGAAAAUAUCAUUUCCAGAUGAUACCAAGGGCAGUAGAAUUCUCCUAACCAGUCGACAAUUGAAUUUGGUUUUGCAAAUCAAUCCAAACAGUGAACCUCACUGUCUUCGUGCACUCACCAAUGAAGAAAGCUGGGAUUUAUUUCAGACAAAGAUACAGUUCGAAGAAGGUUGUCCUUCAGAACUGCUUGCGCGUGGGAAGGCAAUAGCACAACGUUGCAAGGGAUUGCCACUGAUGAUUUUAGUAGUUGCUGGAUUGCUUUCGGAUGCGGAGCCAUAUACAUGGGAAGAAGUUGAAGAAAUCCUAGAGAAAGGUAGUGCAGUUGUUACAAAUCAGUGCAAGGAGACUCUACAGUUGAGUUAUCGACAUUUGCCUGAUCAUUUGAAACAAUGCUUUCUUUAUUUUGGAGCAUUUAAAGAGGACCAACAAAUUUCUGUUCGGGAAUUGUUGUGGUUAUGGAUCGCAGAAGGAUUCGUGCAGGAAACUAGAAGAAAGAGCUUAGAGGAUGUUGCAGAGAGUUACCUGAUGGAGUUAAUACAGAGAAAUCUUGUGAUGGUUGCGCAAGUAGGAUCUAGAGGUAACGUGAAAUCUUGUGUCCUCCAUGACUUGUUACACAACUUCUCCAUAUCAAAAGGCAACGAAGAACACUUCAUGCAUCGAGUACAUUGUCAAGAUCAGCCGAAUAUUUCCCCCGAGUCAAGCAUGUUGUAUCGAUUGCGGGGUCAUCUAAAGGGAGUGGAGGAUUUCACGGAGUCAAGACUGAGAUGUCGUCGUUUACGCACUCUGCUCUUCACAACUGAUUCCCAAAUGCUCGUUGCUGUACUACCUAGGUAUGGUUUUCUGUACGAGUUUUUACGAGCCAAACUUUUAAGAGUUUUGGACUUGAGCCUAAUAUGUAGCUUCCCGUCAUUUCCUUGUGUCAUUCAACUACUUGUCCACUUGAAGUAUUUAGCCUUCGGAGUCCACUAUGUAUGUUUAAAAAUUCCAGCAUCAUUUGCCAAUCUCUUAAACUUGGAGACUUUCCUUGUUCGGGGUGGUAAAGAAAUUUUGCUGCCAAAUACCCUGUGGAAUAUGAAAAAGCUAAGGCAUCUUCACGCAUAUCAUGGUCGGUGGGUAUUGCCUCCAGAGAUUCCAGAAAAUAGUUUAGAGAAUUUGUUGACACUCUCCGUUAUAAAAUUUUCUGGAGGUGAAAAGAUGAUGGAAGUAUUGAAGAAGUUACCCAAUCUCCGUCGACUAGGUUGUCAGGUUGAAGAGUUUGACAUUGUCGUGGUACUGGACUUUUUGAGUCAGCUGGAAUCACUCCACCUCCAUCUGACUAAAGUUGGUCGGCAUGAUGUUGAUCGCUUUUUAUUUAAAUUCCCCGGUACACUAAAGAAGCUCACCCUGUCAAGCUUUUGCUUUUCAUGGAGAAGAAUUUCAAUAAUUGACGGAUUACCAAAUUUGGAGGUUCUCAAGUUAGAGUUGAAUGCAUUUGAAGGGGAACAUUGGGAUGUGGAAGAAGAAGAAGGGACAUUCCCCAAUCUCAGGUUUUUGAAAUUGUACCGCAUGGAAUUAGCUAGAUGGACGGCCUCAGACGAUAAGUUUCCCUCUCUUGAGACAUUGGUACUGCAAGAUUGCAAAAACUUAGAGGAAUUACCAGAUUCCUGUUUUGCCCAGAGUUCAACUCUUCAGAUGAUUAAGGUGAUCAAGUGUCCACGAGCAGCGGAUUCAAUAAAGAAAAUUCAGGAAAUGCAGAUGGAUUUGGGAAAUGACUAUCUGAAGAUCCUUGCGGAUUUUGAAGUGGAUGAAAGGAGUUCAAGCGAAUAAAACUCGGGAGGUUUGGUUUCCUUAUGGAAUCAAUUUUGACAAGAUGAAGACAAAGAAAAUGAAGAUAAAGGGUAUGACGAUUACUAUGUAAGUUGAGAGUGAACAGAGGUGCCUAUGUCAAGAACAUCAAUGUAAUGUUUGAGUGAUUAUUGAAUCUUAUUAUUCUAGUGAAGAUAUAUAUUUUCUAUAACUCUUUAAGUAACAUAGGUUUGGUUUGGUUUUUAUUUGGCUUCUUUUGCCUUGGUGCAACAUCAAUUUGCUGUUAAUAUGCCUAGUGCUUUUAAUCUGUGUUUUGAAAAUUGGACCGGUGAUGGCGGUCUAACCGGUUAGCCCGGGAACCGAAAACCUCACUGGUCCGGUUUGCAUGAAAAACCGGAUUUUGUAUGAUCCGGUCAAACUCGGUCAAACCUAGACAAAAUCGCGGUUUGACCGGAAACCGGUACCGAUUGAACCGGUUUUGAAUAUUUUUUUUAAAAAAUUAAUUUUUAAAUAUUUUUUUAAUAUUAUUUUAACUGAUUUUUACUGGUUUUGAGGAAUGAACUAACCCGUUAACCUGAUAAACUCACCAACCCAAUUACGCUAAUGGUUCACCUUUCGGUCCGGUUUUGAAAACAUAGCUUUUAAUCUUUCUUCACAGAAUGAGGAUUUCUCAAAUUGAUGGGGAUUCUGACAUCCAACUAUCCAGAUCCCUCCUACUAACUUUAGAAGAGCAAUCAAUAAUGC
Messenger RNA from Oldenlandia corymbosa var. corymbosa, 4672 nucleotides. NCBI's taxonomy places the organism in Eukaryota, Viridiplantae, Streptophyta, Magnoliopsida, Gentianales, Rubiaceae. The record is from the annotation of a GenBank genome assembly.